UAACCCGAACCGCGCUAGCUAGGCUAGCUGAGCUGCUCGGCUAACAAUCUGUGGCUGAAUCCUAAACGGGGUUCUACUUCCUGUCGAAGUGCACUAGAUAGGGUAUAGAAUAACGACAUCUACGCCAUGUUAGGUGCACUGGAUAAGCCAAUGGGAAGCCGUUUGGGAUUCAGCCUUGAUGAAACGCCUUGUUCAGCUAUAAAUUAAUGCUGGAUUCUAGCGAAUACUCUAUAUUUCUAAUCAUUUUAGCUGCAUGUAGCGGGUUCUAAUGACUAGAUAGCAUAGUUGUUUAGUUAUUAUUAUUAUUAUUAUUAUUAUUAUUAUUAUUACUAAUAGUGCAUAUUUUUAUUUCAGUAUAUAUUCAAAACAAGUUCAAUACUCAAUAAUAUAAACUCAAAUAGAGAAGUUCACUAUUCACUAUAAGUUCACUAUAUAUAAUUUGGAAAAUGAAUUUCUAACCCCAUCUCCAUGACCAAUAAAUUCAAAUCCUUAAUGAAUCAAAAUGAAUAAAUAAACAAAAAACAUUUCAGCAUAAACACCUCCUCAGGUGGUGUAAGUGAAAUUGUAAUGUUCAGGUUUGACAGAGAGAAAUGGGUAAAUGCCCAAGAUGACUACUUUCUGUGUAAAUCUCAAACAUGGAUGGAAUUAAAAUGUUGAUAAUAGGCAAAGAAACUGAUAUAAAGUGAAGAAAUACGUCAACAAUUGCAAUGGGAGUUUUCCGAGGUAGUUAGAAGCAUCCCCACAUACUGUAUCUCAUCUCAAAUUUCUGCCUAUGAAAUUUCUGCCAAUCUAUGAAAACAAUGAGUGGUACAGGUGUUUUAAGACGGGCAACAUGUCUGAUGAAGUUUCCCCGGCCGUCCUUCAACUUCUCGAACACAGGAAAACCGAGAAAAUUUGAGAACUUGGUCGAUUGUUGGUUGAUUGUCGUCAUGUUUUCAGCGAGUUAGAAGAGCUCACUGGCACUUCCUGGAGUUCAGUACAACAGAUUUUAACGCAAGGUCUCAGUAGGCGUCGAGUCUCUGUCAAAUUCUGAUGAAUGAUCAGAAAGGCAGUCGUGUUGCUGUGUGUGAGGGCUUGAGAGAACUUCACGGAAAUGACCCAGGAUUCCUGUCUAAGGUCAUAACAAUCGAUGAUGAAAAUGGGAUCUACGGGUAUGACCCUGAAAAUAAGCAACUGUCCAAUUAGUGGAGCCAAAACCAAGCAACGGUCUAACCAGUGGAACCAAACCAAGCAACGGUCCAAUCAGUGGACCUGGAACCAAGCAACGGCCCAAUCAGUGGACCCGAAAAAAAGCAACGGUCCAAUCAGAGGACCCGAACCAAGCAACGGUCUAAUCAGUGGACCCGAAACCAAGCAACGGCCCAAUCAGUGGACCCGAAACCAAGCAACGGCCCAAUCAGUGGACCCGAAACCAAGCAACGGCCCAAUCAGUGGACCCGAAACCAAGCAACGGCCCAAUCAGUGGACCCGAAACCAAGCAACGGCCCAAUAGGUGUACCCGAAACCAAGCAACGGUCCAAUCAGUGGAAGACGCCGACAUUUCUAAAACCAAAGAAAAAGCACAUCAGGUCAACUCGAACAUCAAGACAAUCAUGAACACUGGGAUGAUAUUUUGGGUCCCCCCUCCUAUGUAUAUGAACUUUAGGAGUUUGUUAGUAGUCCCUAUGAAGUAAUGAGUAAAACAUGAAAGGGACAUGUUGUUGUAGAAAAAUAAUCAACGCCUCAGUGGUGUGUUCCGUAACUGCCCCGAAGUUCAUCACUUUCUUAUAACAGCAUGUCCCUAGUGUUUUAUGUGUAAUGUCCUCGAAACUACUUGAUUCCUUUUCUCACUUGCGUUAUCACAGCUAUAAACAGUCGAUCCCUGUCACACCAACCUCACUUUAUUCUCUCUCUCCCUCUUGAAGUUGAUAAGUUGGAAAAACUCGCAACUUGUCAUGUUAGUGAGAAACCACAAAAAAGUAAAAAAAACUUGGUUACAGCUUCACCUCUGACUGUUACAAAGCGCUGACACUGGAGACUCCUUCCUUUAACGUUACAUUUUGAAAAUCCGUUUAUUAUUAUCAGUGGAGCGUCCGCUGUACAAGUCCCUGUGAACGACCUGUUACUAUAGAAACGAUAACGCAUUAGAACAAGCUCAUUCAUUAUAAAGAAACCUGUGAUUUGCAGCUACGCUACUAUCAGAGAAUUAAACAACUUCUGACCAAUCAGACUCCAGAAUUCAGCAGUGCUGUGGCGUAAACAGUAGUUAAUUAGCGUUCUGCACAUCUCGUGUCAUUACACACGCUGUGCAGUCUGAUUCAUGAAGCAUCCAGGAAAAUGUCUUCUCAACGUCUGUAACUUUAAUUCUCGAUACCUUAAUGUUUUCAGAACUAAACAUUUCCAAAUGAUCAGAAUUAAAAUAUUAAAAUAUUGUGCAAGACUCUAGGCAACCUAAUAUUUUUAAUACAAAUUUUGUCUUAGAUGUUUGUUUUAUGACUUCUGCAUUAUUGGGUCAGUUAAAAAAACAGCAACAAAAACAAAAUCAAGAUAUCCAUGCAACACCAUUGACAAAAUUAUUUGUUUCGAUGAUGUGUUCUUUUGUUUGUAAAGAAGGUAAAGUAUGUAAUACUGCACAAAGUGAGAAUCUGAGAAUGUGUUGAAGCAGACGGUUGUCAUGAAAAGUAUUGACGUCUUUUAGUUUUGCUGUUUACUUCUGUUUAUAGAAUUUUUUUCUAUAGAAAACGUACAUGUGGGGGAUACAAUAUUGUAUAUUAUCAUGGUUUGCGUGAAGUACGUUAAUUCACAGAAAAUUCCGUCCUGCUUAUGAUUGUUUGCACCUCUUUUGUCAAUAUCAUGGAUAUGAACACUUUUAGACCCCUUGUAAUGGAAUCAGAAGAUGUCAAACACGGCCCUUUCAGAGAAACGGCACAUGCUCCGGCUCCUGCUGGCUCACAGCUAUGUGAAGACAUGCAGACUUGUACAACUUCUGCUGGUGGGACAUUAAACUCUGGGGGAUGUGUCACCAUCAUGGACCAACAGAAGGUUGUAAAGAAGGAGGAACCUGAAGAUGAAGGCUACCUCUAUGGAGAAAUAUCUGAGAAAAAUGUCAGCCCUGUUAACCAAUCAGAUGAAGAAUUAAUGAAGACUGUAAAAGAAGAGGAAGAACCUGAAGAAGAUGACUAUCUCGGUGAAGGAACACUGUCUGUGAGACGGGUCAUCAUUGUGGACGAAGACAAUGAAGUGUUUCAGAAGAAGCCUAUAAAAGAGGAGGAACCUGAAGAUGAUGACUAUCUCUACUGUGAGGAUUGCAGAUCCUUCUACAUCAGUGAGUGUGAGGUUCACGGCCCAGCUCUCUUCAUCCAUGAUACUCUUGUUCCCAUGGGGGUCGUUGACCGAGCCAGACAAACUCUUCCACUCGGUCUAGAGAUUCUGAAGUCUAGUAUUUCUGACUCAGGCCUGGGAGUGUUUAAUAAGGGCGAGACUCUUCCAGUUGGUGUACACUUUGGACCCUACCAGGGAGAUCUGGUAGACCGAGAGGAAGCCAUGAACAGUGUCUACUCUUGGGUGAUAUACAAGAGCAUACAGUGUGAGGAAUACGUAGAUGCCACGAGAGAGACACAUGCUAACUGGAUGAGGUAUGUGAAUUGUGCUCGUAGCAGUGAGGAGAAGAAUCUCAUGGCAUUCCAGUAUCAAGGAGGGAUUCUAUACCGUUGUUGUCAACCCAUCGAACCAGGGCAGGAGCUCUUGGUGUGGUACGAGGAGGAGUACGCCAAACAUCUCGGUGUUACAUUCGACUACCUAUGGAACAAAAAGUCAACAAAUGAAAUGAAGAGCUUCCCGUUGCAAGUCUUCUCCUGUUCAUUGUGUUCCUUAUCCUACACGUCUCAAAUUUACCUCCACAAACACAUCAAAAGAUGCCAUUAUGAAGAAUAUGUGAGACUCUUGAAAAGUGGAGUGAUUAAACUUAAUAAUCAGAUGUCUGCAAACAGCUCCAGCAGCCCGCAAAUGUCCUCUGGUACCCUCCACACUAAGUCCGGAGAAGUGCAGAAAGAAAUCCAUCACUGCUCAGACUGUGGGAAAAGUUUUACUCAUCCGAGUUAUCUCCUACAACACCAGCACGUUCAUACAAGAGAGAGGCCUUAUCACUGCUCGGAGUGUGGGAAGAGUUUUACAAGACCCGUUAAUCUCCAAAUACAUCAGCGCAUCCACACGGGGGAGAAACUGUAUCACUGCUCACAGUGUGGAAAGGAUUUUACUCGACAAAAUCAUUUCCAGUUGCACCAGCACAUGCACACGGGGGAGAAGCCGUAUCAGUGCUCGGAGUGUGGGAAGAGUUUUACUCGACCAGGUAAUCUCCAGCUACACAAACGCAUUCACACGGGGGAGAAGCCAUAUCACUGCAUACAGUGUGGAAGGAGUUUUACACAACAGACAAGCUUCCAACUUCACCAGCGUAUUCACACAGGAGAGAAACCAUUUUACUGCUCACAAUGUGAGAAGAGUUUUACUCGGCUGAGUACUCUCCAAAGACACCAGCUCGUUCACACGGGAGAGAAGCCGUAUCAGUGCUCGGAGUGCGGGAAGAGUUUUACGCAACAGGUGAAUCUCCAACUUCACCAGCGUCUUCACACGGGGGAAAAGCCGUGUCACUGCACACAGUGUGGGAAGAGUUUCACUCGGCUGAGUACUCUCCAAAGACACCAGCGUGUUCACACGGGAGAGAAGCUGUAUCACUGCUCGGAGUGUGGAAAGUGUUUCACGCAACAGGUCAAUCUCCGAUUACACCAGCGUGUCCACACAGGGGAGAAGCCGUUUCACUGCUCACAGUGCCAGAAGAGUUUUACUCACCUGAGUACUCUCCAACGACACCAGCGCAUUCACACAGGAGAGAAGCCGUAUCAGUGCUCACAGUGCGGGAAGAGUUUUUCUCACUUGAGUACACUCCAGAGACACCAGCUCAUCCACACAGGGGAAAAACCCUAUCAGUGCAUACAGUGUGGAAAAAGUUUUACUCAACUGAGCACUCUCCAAAAACAUCAGCACGUUCACACAAAAGAAAAACCAUACUACACCUCAUAGUGUGGGAAGACUUUUACACAAAAUCUGAAAAGGUUCAAACAUUUUUAUUCCUCGACAAACAUAUUUGUAUCUUCAAACGUAACAUUUUAUUUACAAUUCGUUUAUAUGACCUAUUUAUAUACACCUAUAUAUAUUGACGCUGGCCUUGGAGUGUUUAAUAAGGGGGAGACUGGCCAAGUUGGUGUGCACUUUGGGCCCUACCAGGGAGAUCAGGUAGACCGAGAGGAAGCCAUGAACAGUGUCUACUCUCGGGUGAUAUACAAGAGCGGACAGUGUGAGGAAUACAUAGAUACGAAGACAGAGACACAUGCUAACUGGAUGAGGUAUGUGAAUUGUGCUCGUAGUGGCGAAGAGAAGAAUCUCGUUGUGUUCCAGUAUCAAGGAGGGAUUCUUUAUCGUUGUUGUCAAGUAAUCAAACCAGGGCAGGAGCUCUUGGUGUGGUACGAAGAGGAGUACGCCAAACAUCUCAGCCUUACGUUUGGAUAUCUCUGGAACAAAAAGUCAACGAAUGAAAUGAAGACUGCCCCAUUGCAAGUCUUUUCCUACUCCUUAUGUCCAUUUUCCUAUACGUCUCAAAUCAACCUCCACGAACACAUGAAAAGAUGCCAUUAUGAAGAAUAUGUAACGUUUCUGAAAUCUGGUGAAAUUAAACAUGAUAAUGCGAUGCCAACAAAAGGCCUGCAACCGUCCUCUGGUUCUCUCUGCAAAAGCACUGGAGAAGUGCAGAAAGAAAUCUAUCACUGCUCGGGCUGUGGGAAGAGUUUUACAAGACCCGUUAAUCUCCAAAUACAUCAGCGCAUUCACACAGCAGAGAAACUGUAUCACUGCUCACAGUGUGGAAAGGAUUUUACUCGACAGAGAAAUUUCCAGCUACACCAGCGUAAGAGUUUUACACACCUGAGUACUCUCCAACAGCAUCACUGCAUUCACACCGGAGAGAAGCCGUAUCAGUGCUCACAGUGCGGGAGGAGUUUCACACAGCAGCGUGCUCAGCUACAUUGGAGCACUCACACAGGAGAGAAGCCAUUUUGCUGUUCACAGUGCGGGAAGAGUUUUACCCGACGGACGACCCUCCAAACACCCCAGAGCGUUCACACGGGAGAGAAGCCGUGUCACUGCUCCCAGUGCGGAAGGACCUUUACUCACCAGACUUAUCUCCAAACACACCAGCGCGUUCACACGGGAGAGAAGCCGUAUCAGUGCUCAGACUGCGGGAAGUUUUUCACUCAGAAGAGUACUCUCCAGAUACACCAGCGCCUUCACACCCGAACAAAACUGUAUAACUGCUCGCAGUGCGGGAAGAGUUAUACGCAGCAGAGCGCUUUCAGAAUACACCAGCGCAUACACACGGGAGAGAAGCCAUAUCACUGCUCACCAUGUGGAAGGAGGUUCGCUUAUUUAGGUCCAUUUAAGGCACACAAGUGCGCUAGCAUGGACCUAUCACUGUCUGACAUUUUAACUUUAAAUCAAGAAACAUGAUCAUUAUUACAGUAUUUAUGUUCAUUUGGAAAAACACUGUUUAUCUAUUGCUAUUUGAUUCGUGUAGGUAAAAAUAAAUAAAUACUUCAUGUAUUAUUCCACUACAAUUCUGUUUAAAUAGUUAGUUACUUUUUUUUAUUUUAGCACUAUUACAUCUGUCAUUAUUGUAUAUAAAUAGUUAUAUAGUAUAUUUUAUAGGAAAUUAUUCCUUUUGUACUGUACAUUGCCUCGAAUCGAGAAAUCCCCACAAGUCUAAUGGAAAGCCUUCCCAGAAGAGUGGAGCUUAUUAUAACCAUGAAGAGGAAUAAAUCUGGAAUGGGAUGUUCAACAAGCACAUAUGGGUGUGAUGAGUCAGGUGUCCACAUAUUUUUGGCCUUAUAGUGUACAUCCAACUUGCUUACUCAGGUCUGAAAGUGCUGAGGUCAUGUGCUGGGCAGAAGAACCUCUCAAGUUGGUAAUAGACCAGCCCACUGAUUGAUCAAGAUGUCUUGGAGACGCAUGAUGAAGCUACAUUAAAAAUAAAUAAAUAAACAUUUUAGUAAUAUGCUUCCAUACGGAGCCUUGAUGUAUCUCUAGAUCAGGUUAUAGAGUAUCAAAGUGAGGCUUAACUGUGAGGUACAUUUUGGAUAUAAUUAGCGUGAUAACGAUUAAUAAUGUCGAG
This is a messenger RNA of Ictalurus punctatus (channel catfish), 7198 nucleotides long. RefSeq names its product histone-lysine N-methyltransferase PRDM9. Gene Ontology annotation, molecular function: protein binding; histone methyltransferase activity. Gene Ontology annotation, biological process: regulation of immune system process; regulation of cytokine production; negative regulation of transcription by RNA polymerase II. Lineage: Eukaryota; Metazoa; Chordata; Actinopteri; Siluriformes; Ictaluridae. The record is from RefSeq and is a predicted model, not a curated record.